UGUCAGUGACACGUGUCACGCUGUAGGCCGCAACAUAGUAAUUUUUGCAAUUCAUUUCGAUUAAAUUAUAAUUAAGAGCUUUUGCAUUUCAAGAUGUCGAAAAAUCAAAGUGCCGACAAAUCCGAUGGAGAUUCAGGGUCAUCACAAACAAGUAAUUCAGUAGAUUUAAGUGGGGCGGCCGAAGCGGCCGAAAAUGCAAUGAGGUCCGCACAGUUUCAAGUUAAUAAGGAGAAGAAGGCAAACAAAAAAGGAGAUUUUGAAGACAAAUAUUCUAAUGUCAUAGAUAAACUUCUUGCAAAGGAAACCCAGCCAGAGAAAUUGAAGAAGGCUUUGGCUGAAGUCGAUGCCGAAGUAAAGUCUUCGAUGGAUCCUGAACCUGAUAGAACCGAUGAAGGCGAACCUAGCGACGCCCUGGCCGGUCCAUAAUGGUAUGGAGCGUGGCGUGUGUAUGGACUAUGGAGAGACCAGGCUACCAUUGUCCAUUGUUGUGAAUUAAUGUGAAAUCUUUUUCGUAUGCUAGUUUCGUUUGCCAGUUUAGCAUUUGAUUUGAACCCACUUUUUCUAUUUCUUUGGAUUUCCCAUAUAUUUAAGAAACGAGUUUGCCUUUAGCGUGAAAAAUUCCAAUUACGUGUGAGCAUUUGGUUUAUUUAUACUUUUGUCGGUGUAUCACUGUACCCAUAUGUACGUUAUCCGAGAAAUAGAAAUUUGUUAAUUCACAAUUUUAGUUUGCGUCCCAAUAUUUUUUUUACUUGUCAUUGUUUGUGUUGUCGAGUCAGAAGUAUCUGCCCUAUUUUCGAAAGGCAUACAGCGGAGGUCGUGAUUAUAUUUAACUGUUCUUCGUUACCUUCCAGAUAAUUUUCUUUCUCAUUUUUAGUUCGGUAAAGAUAG
This is a messenger RNA of Daphnia pulicaria, 888 nucleotides long. RefSeq lists its product as uncharacterized. The coding region runs from base 94 to 426 and encodes 110 amino acids. Lineage: Eukaryota; Metazoa; Arthropoda; Branchiopoda; Diplostraca; Daphniidae. The record is from RefSeq and is a predicted model, not a curated record. The transcript is spliced from 3 exons.